AUGGCCUCCAUGGCCUCCGUGGCCAUGUCGCUGGUCCCGCGUGGCAUUUAUCAAGAGACACCACCAGCUUUCCAGAGCAGAAAUGAGAUCAAUCCGACCCUUAUGAUGAGCUGGUGGGCUACUAUCUUCUCAUUGGUUAUCAUCGUCGUCCGAGUAUGUGGUCGUUAUAUUCGUGUGGAACGCUUUUUCACCGAGGACAAAGUCAUGAUGAUCGCCGUCAUUCCCUUGAUGAUUCGCAUGGUCCUCGUGCACUUCGUUCUCAUCUUGGGAACCAACAAUACCACCACCACAGGCUUGACGGAGAAGGAGAUAGCGAACAGAGAACUAGGCAGCAAGCUAGUUCUUGCGGCACGUAUCUUCUACGCCAUCUUCAUUUGGACCGCCAAAGUGACCGUAUGCGAAUUCCUAAAGCGAGUCACAGGGCUUACCUGGCGCCGAUCAACAACCUUAUUCCUCCGCUUCAUCUCCUUCUUCCUCAUCUCAACCCUAGUGGCCGUGGUCAUCGCAACCCUAGCUGAAUGUCAGCCCUUCGACCACUACUGGCAGGUCACCCCAGACCCAGGCCCAACCUGCCGCAGCGGCUACGUCAACCUAAUAACAAUGGGCACCUGCGACGUGAUAACCGACCUCCUCCUCGUCGCCAUCCCAGUCCCCAUAAUCCUCAUGGUGCAAAUGCCUCUCAAACGCCGUCUCGCCCUGGCAUCCCUCUUCUGCCUAUCCCUGAUACUAGUCGCCAUAACCUGCUACCGCGUCCCCUCGGUAGUCGAUCACAGAGGCUCCCAACCAUACCGCUCCCUCCUCGCCUCCUUCGAAAUCCUCGCCGCAACAGCAGUCUCAAACGUCCUAGUAAUAGGCUCCUUCGUCCGAGACCGCGGCGUCAAGAAACUAAAAUACAAACGCGCCCAAGGCUCAGCCUCUGUCACAGAAAGCAUGGAUAAAUCCUUCUUCCGCAGAAACACAGUCAUGCAACACCAAUGGGGCUCAGACUCAGAACUAGCAGAUGGUCUGGGAAUCCGUCUAGACCCAGAGAUAUACAAACUCCCCAGCACCUCGGAUGGAACCCGCGUUGCAAUUCCAAGACCACCACCACCAAUAUCCCCAUCAUCCCCAUCAUCCCAAAUGCCCUUGGCCAUGGCAAAAACAGGAAACCUUGAUCCAACUUGGUCGUUCACUGCCCCCCGUCGCUCAGACGACGACCGCUCCGCGACAGAUAGUCUCGGACCGAAAGUCAUGCCGCGCGAGUACCUGCGCACAAACGAGUCCCCGCGCGAGAUAUCGCCCACGUCGGAGAUGUCGCGGCGUGUCUCGUUCUCGGAUGUUGGCGGUUUGCUUACAAGAUCAGCCCCGGAGUCUGGGUCCGAUCAUGUGCGUGCCCAGACUACCUUGUCCUCUCCUGUGGAGCCUAUGCAGCGUCGCAGAGGCCCCGGGAGUAGGGCCUUUUGGAGGAUUUGGGAAUCUUUGGGCUGUCGAGAGCUACGCAUGGGCCUCGGUCGCCGGUUCCUGGUCCUGCGGAUCUGCCGUUCCCGGCGUCGGCUUUUGGUAGGCCGCGUUUGA
Messenger RNA from Penicillium crustosum, 1554 nucleotides. Its product is annotated as putative integral membrane protein Pth11-like. The coding region runs from base 1 to 1554 and encodes 517 amino acids. The record is from RefSeq and is a predicted model, not a curated record. Lineage: Eukaryota; Fungi; Ascomycota; Eurotiomycetes; Eurotiales; Aspergillaceae. The transcript is spliced from 2 exons.